AUGUCCGGUCUGCAAGCUGUCAAGUAUACUCGGGGUCACCUCGAGGUUCUCGACCAACUCAAGCUACCCCACGAAUUCCACUACGAUGAGGUUGCGACAAGCGAGGAGGCCUUCGACUGCAUCAAGGCGAUGAGAGUUCGCGGUGCCCCCGCCAUCGCCAUUGUUGCUGCUCUCGCUCUCGCCGUCGAGCUUCACAAUGGAAGCUGCACUGCUACCUCCGCGCAAGAUACGAUUUCAUACAUCGACUCCCGCCUGGACUAUCUCAAGGAGAGCAGACCUACUGCUGUUGACCUUACCAACGCAAUCAACCAGCUCAAGACCCGCAUUCGCAAUGCGCCCCAGGAAGAUGGCAAGAGCAUUAUCGCAGCUUACAUCGAGGAGGCCGAGAACAUCCUUCAGAAGGACCUUCAAACCAACCUGUCCAUCGGUGGCCACGGUGCUCAGUGGCUGAAGGAUGUUGCGAAUGCGUCUCCCCAAUCCAAGAUUUCCGUUCUCACCCACUGCAACACCGGAUCUCUGGCGACUUCCGGUCACGGAACCGCCCUUGGCAUCAUCAGGACCCUCUUCUCCAACGACCUCCUCCAGCACGCCUAUUGCACCGAAACGAGACCCUACAACCAGGGCAGCAGACUCACCGCCUUCGAGCUGGUCUACGAGAAGAUUCCCAGCACUUUGGUCACCGACUCCAUGGCUGCGGCGCUGUUCAAGCUGCAUAAGGAAAAGUCAAACAUCGCUGCUGUCAUUGUCGGCGCCGACCGCGUCGUUCGCAACGGUGAUACUGCCAACAAGAUCGGCACUUACCAGCUGGCUAUCUUGGCCAAGUUUCACGGCGUCAAGUUCAUUGUCGCGGCGCCGACCACCACCAUUGACUUGGAGACGGUGACCGGUGACGGCAUCAAGAUUGAGGAGCGCAAGAGGGAGGAACUGACGCAGAUUUCCGGUGCCGUUGUCCAGGCUGACGGCAGAGUCGACACUGCGCAAACAGCCCGCGUAGCGACGGCUGAUCAGCGUAUCAACGUGUGGAACCCGGCGUUCGAUGUGACACCUCACGAUCUGAUUGAUGCCAUCGUUACAGAAAAGGGGGCUGUGGUCAAGAACAGCGAGGGACAGUUUGAUUUCCGGCAUAUUGUGCCGGAGAGGUGGGCGCAGGUUGUUGACCAUUCGUCCUCCUGA
Molecule: messenger RNA, 1173 nt
Organism: Colletotrichum karsti
Lineage: Eukaryota; Fungi; Ascomycota; Sordariomycetes; Glomerellales; Glomerellaceae
Product: S-methyl-5-thioribose-1-phosphate isomerase
Exons: 1
Coding region: 1-1173 (390 amino acids)
Molecular function (GO): S-methyl-5-thioribose-1-phosphate isomerase activity
Source: RefSeq, a predicted model, not a curated record